AUGACAGAUAGAUUCUCAGCAAUGAAACUCACCUAUGGUGAAGAAUGUUUUAAAGCUAUUCAAGAAUCUAAAGUUUUAGUAAUUGGUGCGGGUGGUAUAGGUUGUGAAGUUCUUAAAAAUUUAGUUUUAGCAGGUUUUAUAAAUAUUGAUGUUGUCGAUUUGGAUAUUAUCGAUAUUAGCAAUUUAAAUAGACAAUUUUUAUUUAGAAUGAACCAUGUUGGACAACCAAAAGCAUUAGUAGCAAAAGAUGCAGUAUUACAAUAUAAUCCAUUAGCAAAUAUAAAUGCAUAUCAUGGCGAUGUUAAAACUCAACAAUUUGAUUUGGAAUAUUUUAAGAAAUUUAAUUUAGUAUUAUCGGCAUUAGACAAUAUCUCUGCAAGAAGACAUGUUAAUAGAUUAUGUUUAUCAGCAGGACUCCCAUUAGUUGAAAGUGGAACAGCAGGAUAUUUAGGUCAAGUUACUAUUAUCAAAAAAGGUGAAACAGAGUGUUACGAAUGUCACCCAUUACCAGUACCAAAGCAAUUCCCAGUUUGUACAAUUCGUUCAAACCCAUCAGCUCCAAUUCAUUGUAUCGUUUGGGCUAAAAUGUUAUUUGGUAAACUUUUUGGUGGUCAAAAGAAUGGUGGUGAUGAUGAUACCAAUGGUAUCACUGAUAUGGAUAAUAAUAUCAUCUCUGGUAGCGAAGAAAAUGGUGAUAUAGUUAGAGAUGAACAAUUGCUUGUCGAAAAAGAAAAAGGUUAUAAGCGUUGGGUUUUCCAUAAAGUUUUCAAUACAGAUAUUCAAAUUUUAGCUAAAAUGGCAGAUCUUUGGAAAGAAAAACAACCUCCAUCACCUUUAUCUCUUGAUAAUAUUUUAGAUCAAAAAGAAAUUGACGAAACUUCUAAAGAGGGUGAUCAACUUAUUAAUCAAUUAAAAGAUCAAAAACUUUGGUCAUUCAAAGAAAAUGUUGAAGUAUUUUUAGAUUGUGCAGAAAAACUCAAGGAUCAAUCAGAGAAGGAAAAUGGUUUAGUUUGGGAUAAAGAUGAUGAGAUUUCAUUAAGUUUUGUUUGCUCUGCUUCAAAUAUUCGUUCACAAAUUUUCAACAUUCCAAUGAAGAGUCGUUUUGAUGUCAAAUCAAUGGCUGGUAAUAUUAUUCCCGCUAUCGGUACUACCAAUGCCAUCAUUAGUGGUUUAGUUUUAACAGAAGCAAUUAAAAUCAUUGGCGGUCGUUUCAAUGAAUGUCACUCAACCUAUUUAAUGAAGGAGCCAUCAUCAAGACGUCUUUUAAUUCCAACUUCACUCGAAGAACCAAAUCCAAAAUGUUUUGUUUGCAAUCGUAAUUUUAUCACCUGUAAAUUAAAUACCGAUAAAGUUACCGUCGGAAAAUUCGUUAAUGAAAUUUUAAAGAAAUCUUUAGCCGUAAAUGAACCAAUUUUAACAGUAGGUAACGAUCUUAUAUAUGAAGGUGGUGAUCAAGAUCUCGAUAAAGAAGAAAUUGCCCAAAGAAAGAAAAUUGAGGAAAAAAUUAUGGGUCAAUAUCGUCUUGUAAAUGGUUCUCAAGUCAUUAUUGAAGAUUAUAAUCAAGAUUUUAAAGUUACAAUGAACAUAGUACAUACUAAUGAGUUUGAUGAAGAUAUUAAAAAAAAAAAAGAAGAAGAAAAUAAAGAUCAAAACAGAGCAAAACAACAAGAUGAAAAGAAAAAAGAAGAAGAUGAAAAAUGGUUUGAAAUUAUUGGUUCAACUACAACACCAUCAAACGAAAAUAAAAAAGAAUGUGACGCAACAAAUACAAACGAAAAUGGUAUGGUAGAUGACGAUGAUGAUUUUGAAAUUUUAGAGACACCAGUACCAGAAUCACUAGUUUGUAAAACAUCAUCAACUGCUUCAACAAAUACAACUACAACUACCAACACAACUUCACUUAAAAGAAAGUACGACGAAGAAGAUUCUGAAAUAUCUGAUGCAAAGAAACAAAAAUCAGAUUCAUAA
Dictyostelium purpureum is the source of this 1968-nucleotide messenger RNA. RefSeq lists its product as uncharacterized. The transcript has 2 exons. Gene Ontology annotation, cellular component: cytoplasm; SUMO activating enzyme complex. Gene Ontology annotation, biological process: protein sumoylation. NCBI's taxonomy places the organism in Eukaryota, Evosea, Eumycetozoa, Dictyosteliales, Dictyosteliaceae. Gene Ontology annotation, molecular function: SUMO activating enzyme activity. The coding region runs from base 1 to 1968 and encodes 655 amino acids. The record is from RefSeq and is a predicted model, not a curated record.